Molecule: messenger RNA, 6082 nt
Organism: Lepisosteus oculatus (spotted gar)
Lineage: Eukaryota; Metazoa; Chordata; Actinopteri; Semionotiformes; Lepisosteidae
Source: RefSeq, a predicted model, not a curated record
AAAACACGUGAGCGGUGCUACGUCAUCGUAAACAUCAGCGAGCAACAUGGCGGCUCCGGCAGCGGGCAAGGUUCUAUAUGAACAGGAAGGGAUUUUUAUCCACUCUGAUUCAGAAAGAAAUGAAGACCAAGAUUCCCUGAUUUCAGGAUUUCUUCGAGUAACCGAAAAGGAGGGUGAAUUAAUUGUAGAAUACAAGCCAAUGGAAGAUGCUGUUGAUCCAUCAAAUAUUCUUUGUGCUGGAAAGGAUUCGAGUUCAGUAGUAGAGUGGACACAAUGUCCAAAAGAAAGAAUGCAGAAAAAUGUGGAAAAUCAACUAAGCUACGAAGCUGAGUGGGAUAUGGUCAACACUAUUUCCUUUAAAAAGAAGCCAUACACUAAUGGAGAAGGUGUUUUAAGCCAUGUGCACGAAAGAAACAAGUGGGCCUUCUUCUUUAAUGUUGGUGACCUAAAAACAAUCAAAAUCAAGAAAGAGGGCUGGCCAUAUCUAGUAUUUUGCCUUAAAGAUGAGACAUCCUUACCUGCUCUUCAUUUCCAUCAAGGAGGCAGUGAAUUGUUUUUGGAUUGCCUUAAGAAACAUGUGCUGCUAGACGAGUCUCCAUUUGACCAAACAGUACUUAUUGUCAACAACCACAGCAAAGCUCUUUCUCAGUCCUUUGAGAACUUAUUUGAUGAUACCACAUUUGGCCUUGUUCAGAAAUUUAAAAAAGAUCCAUAUACAACAACAUUGGGAGGCUUUUCUAAAGUCACCAACUACUUAUUUGAUGCUUUUCGGGGACAAGAUGCAGAACAUCUGCAGCGCCCAGCUUCAGAAGUGGCUGAUCUUCUCAGUGAAGCCAUUCCAGGGCUAGAAAUUAAUCACCAGGAGGAACCAGGCUUUGAAGUCAUCACAAGAAUUGAUUUAGGCUCAAGGCCAGAAGUUGAAAGAAGAGAACCUGUUUCAAUUGAAGAAUGGACUGGGAAAGUGGACUCUGAAGGAAGAAUACAAAAUGUUCUUCAUUUAAAACUAAUUAUAUUCAAAGGGGGACUCUGCCAUGUAGUGAGAAAAGAAGCCUGGAAGUUUUUGCUGGGAUAUUUUCCAUGGAACAGCACCAGAGAUGAAAGGAAAAACUUGCAAAAAAGAAAAACGCUUAUGAAAAAAGAUGUUAAUAGAACAGACAGAACCAACACAUUUUAUGAGGGUCCAGAUAACCCAGGACUGAUCUUACUUCACGAUAUAUUGAUGACCUAUUGUAUGUAUGAUUUUGACCUUGGCUAUGUCCAGGGCAUGAGUGAUUUGCUUUCCCCAAUUCUCUAUGUAAUGGAAAAUGAAGUGGAUGCCUUCUGGUGCUUUGUGUCCUUCAUGGAACAAAUGCACCAGAAUUUUGAAGAGCAGAUGCAGGGAAUGAAGACCCAGUUGAUUCAGCUCAGCACGUUGCUGCGACUGCUAGACAUUACAUUCUGGAACUACCUUGAAUCUCAAGAUUCAGGAUACCUCUAUUUCUGUUUUCGGUGGCUGCUGAUUUGCUUCAAAAGAGAAUUCAGUUUCCAGGAUGUGUUGCGUCUUUGGGAGGUUAUGUGGACUGGAUUGCCCUGUCAAAACUUUCAUCUUCUUGUGUGUUGUGCUAUAUUGGAUUCCGAGAAGCAGAAAAUAAUGGAUGAACAUUAUGGAUUUAAUGAAAUUCUAAAGCACAUAAAUGAGCUUUCCAUGAAACUGGAUGUGGAAGAGGUUCUUCAGAAAGCAGAAGCUAUUUGCCUACAGAUUAAAAAUUGUAAGGAUUUGCCAAGUGCCGUGUGUGAGAUUCUGGGAGUGAAAAGUGAAGCAUUAAAUCCUGCAGCAGAGAGCAGUGAGCAAAAGACACUUCCUGUGAAACAGACCUCCAAAAUGAUGCAUGCUGUGGAACCAAACCAGAGCUCUGUUCCCCUUGACAGAGAUGGACAGUCAAGAGAACCUGCACAAGUUGUCUUCAGUUUGCCACAUGCAUAGUAAUAAACAAAGUAGUCUUUACACAAUUGACUAUUGUUUCCUCACCUAUCAUAAAGAUGUUGGGUUUGACUGGUGGCAGUAUUUGUUGGCAGAUGAGGUAAAUUAAGCGUUUCUUCUACUUUGGCAUUAUUGAGUAUAAAAAGAGAAGCAAGAAUCAUAAGAGAUUGCAGAUCUAAUUAUUUUUGUAAUUUCUUGUACCAUACUUUCCUUUUCAUUCUAAAUCAUCAUUCCUCUUCAUCAACAAAUUACAAUUCUAAAUGUCGAGCACAGGGAGUUUAUAUUCAAAGAAGUUACGGCUUACUGUUUUGUUUUCUUUUUUUAGUCAUUUAUUUCAGAAUUCAAUUCUAAAUUUUGGUGGAUCUAACAUAGUUGACUGUUUUAAAUUUAAAAUAAAUAGGAUGGAACAGUUGGGAAAUUUGGAUCAUGUUGAUCACGGAAGUGAUGUACUAAACUGGGAUAGGGUAUAAUGUUUAAUUUUGGAGUGUAGUUGCUUUUGAUAAUGAUUGUAUACAUCUACAAGGAUAAGGUUUGCUCUGGUUGUAGGAAAUAUUUCCUGUGGAGUCAUUUUGUGACAAAAUAACAUGCAAGUAUAAAAUGCCUUAAACAUGAUUAUCAUGGGUAUUUAAAAAUAAUAAAAUGUAGUUCAACUAGCAGGAUAUGACUGGAUCUUAAACUACCUGUUCAUACAGUGCCUAUAGAAAAUCUACACCCCUUUUAUGCAUUGUUGGAUAAAUGUUCACCCCCUUUGUAAAAGCAAUCCCACGUUAGCUCAGGUGUAACCAUUCAUCUUCAAAAUCGCACACCAAGGCAAUUGGCCUCCUCUUUUGUUAAAUUAAUUCACUCAUUUUAUGCUAAGUUCAGCAAUAGCUGUAGGUUCCUUCUGCUGUGUAGUGCAUUUCAAGGCAUACUCCACUAUGAGCAUCAAGGAAAGAUCUUGGGGAUAAAAUUGUGGAAAGGCACAGGUUAGGGGAUGGGUAGAAAAAGAAAACAGAGGCUUUAAAUUGCCCUUGGAAGCAUGGAUAAGACAGUUGUUAGGAAGUGACUGGCAUAUGCAGCCGCCAAUACCCUGCCCAGAUCAAUAUAUACAGUACCUCUAAACUGGAUGGCUGAGCAAGAAAGGGAGGCUGCCCAGAGGCUAGUGGCAACUUUGAAAAAUACAGACAUUUAUGGACAAGACUGGUCAAAGUGUGCACAGCUAUCCUAAGCUCUCCACAAAUUUAGCUUUUAUGGUAGGGGGGCAAGAAAGAAACCAUUACACAAAUAUACAACAGCCAAGCAUUAUGAUAGUGAUACUGCAAACAUGUUUCAAAAUGUUUUGUGGUCUGCCGAAAAUGCAGUGGACCAUUUUGGGCCUUAAUGCAAAGCAUUACGUUGUAGCAGCAACACCUUGUAAUAUAGUACAGAUUUAGAGACGCAAUCACACAAAGCAUGGUCAACCCAUGCAGAGUUCCCUGCAGUAAAAAGCUUAGACCGGUUGGUAGUCUGAGUGAGUGCCGCCACUGAGACUCAGAGCUUAAACCUUUAUCCAAGACGCGAUGUUAAUAGCGCUGUGUAAAGCAGAAUUCUGCCCACGUUUCUCAGUGCAUCGAGACCUUGUGACUAAACUAGUUGGCCAUUUUGCCCGAUAACUAGAGUUAAUCUGGUUGACACAACUGAAUAUACUGUAUGUUCAGAAGUAGCAGGUACUCCUGGGAGCACACCAAGUUUCUAACCCCCAGUGACUGAUUAGGCUAGAGUAUUUACUUAUCUUUAAGUAUCUAAAUGUUGAGUAGUUAAAGGAGACCAAGUGGCGAACAAUAAAUUAUAACCAGUGUUUAAUGUUUAAUCCUUAUAUUAUUUGUUUCUCUACUUUAUCCUGAUCUGUUCUAUUUUGGUUACUCUCAAGUAAUGAUUACACAUUUUUAUAUAGGCAGAUGUUUGUUUCAAGUAUAUUAUGACUUUUGCUCUUAAAUACACAUGCUUAUUUGUAUCAAUUAAAUACUAGCAUAUUGUAUUUUGAAUUUGUGUGCAGGCUGCUUAUUCUGUCGAUUGAUUCAUAAUAGCCAAUAAAAAUCUAAUGCAAUUAGAUUCUUAUAGUUUCUAAAUUGUGCCAGUGAAUUCACACAAUGUUGGCACAUACUCAAAACAGCAAAUCACCAAAUGUGCACCAUUCCCACUUUGGGGAAAUGACUGGAGCAAAGUACAGAAAAGUCCUUGAGGAAAACCUGCUGCUUUCUGCCAGAAAGCUGAGGUGGGACAGAAGUUCACCUUUCAGCAUGACAAUGAAGUGAAGUACACAGCCAAUGUUACACUCCAUUGGCUAAAGAACAAAAAGGUAAAUACCCUUGAGCGGCCCAGUCAGAGCACUGAUCGAAAUAAAAUCGAACAUUUCUGUCAUGACUUGAAGACUGCUGUCCAUCAACGCUCCCCAAAGAACUUGACAGCUUGAACAGUUUUGUAAGGGAGAAUUUUCAAAUAUUGCCAAACCUCAGUGUACAAAGAUGGUACAGAUUUACUGCAGUAAUUGCUGCCAAAUGUGCUUCCAUCAAGUAUUAACUCAGGGGUGGGGACCUAUCCAAUUAACGACAUGUUAGUUUGGUAUUUUAAACAUGAUUGUUUUCCAAAUAAGAAAAUAUUUCACCUUAAAAGGGUGGAGUAUGGUGUGUAGAUAAGAGGAAGAAAUCCUUAUUUACAUGCAUGACCCUUUGAGGUAGUAACUUGACAAAGUGAAAAAUUAGGGGGUGUACUUUCUGUAGGCACUGGACAGUAUAUGUACAGAUCCAUUAAUUUGUGGUUGCUCUGUUGCAGGAACCAGCCUCUCAUUAUUCCACAGUGAUGUAAUGGAAUUUUAAACAUUGCAAAGAAUGGCUUGAAGAUGACUCUCUCAUGGGACCAGUCUAGAAACAAUCUCUGCUGUUGAAAAUAAGAUAUCUGAUUGCUGACAGCAGGUUUCUGAACUUGCAGCAAUCUUGCAUUUGCGUUGAAAGCACUAAAGCUCAGGCCUUGAAACACAUACUGUAGCAUGUCAAGUUUGGGCCAGAUGGGUGAUCUAAAUUCUCACUUCAUAAAAUUGUCAGCAGCGACAGUUCAGUCAGUUACCUCUUCAGCACUGAACUUGUGGAGUUUGUUUCAUCUGUUACUGGUGACAUAGGCUUAUCACUGGGACUCUGAGACCAAUAAUCAAACACCUGCCAUUUCUAGCCCUACGGGUGUUCCUCAGCACUUUCUCGGGACUUGGGAAGUAUCUUCUGAAAUUCAAAAAAAGUGUUGACACUCAUUUGCAUAUUUAACAAAACUAUAAUUGCUGAUCUGGCAGUGUAAAAGCAUCUGAGAAAAUGGUUGUACAAGUACCUGUACCUGUAUAAAAAGGUACAGGUUCAUAAGGCCACAGAUGCACAGGACACUACUCACCAGUAUGAGCUUGAACAAUUGCAUUAUCCACCCCCCAAGCCCAGACUUCCUCUUGGACUAGUGACGAUUAUUUGUUAACUUUCCAAAUUCUAUAGAGUAUGGGUAUUCUGAAACAUACUGUAUUUGACUUUGCAAUUGGGGAAUACAUUCAAGUGGAUAUCUUGCAUAAAACGUCCUCCCUUCCACUGUAUAUUAGCAUCUGUUAUUGAGACUUAAAAGUUACCAGUUUAAAAUCUAUAAGCAGACAUGAGGAUUCUAGAACUGGGGCUACUGAGAAGUGUUCAAACUUUUGUUUUAACAAAUAUGCCAUAUAAUCAACUAGUCUAGAUAUACAAUGCGUGAAAUAUAGCGUGUAUAUACAUAUUUGUAUAUUUUUAAUGAUUGUUCUGUUUGAUAUUUUUGUUUGCAAGUGUGCUCCAGAAUUAUCUGCAGAUUUUUACCUGAAUUUUAUGCUUUGUAUAAUAUUUUAAAAAUAUUCUUCAGCAAAACAGAUUACAUAUUAUAGCUCAUUUUGGUCUUUCCAAGUUUCUUAGUAUUUAAGCUCUUUUUAAAGGCUUGUAUUGACCAAAUUAAGAGCUAUUGUGUUUAUUGAAAAUAUUGACUACUGUGAUUGUCAUGCAGUAGUCUAAGAUUAAACCAAGUAACUGUUCCAUUUCCCUCUUUACAAAUGACAUUUUAAGGCUGUAUACCAUCUUGAUGCAUUCUGUUUAAAAUAUAACAAAGUGCUCA